Molecule: messenger RNA, 1788 nt
Organism: Adineta steineri
Lineage: Eukaryota; Metazoa; Rotifera; Eurotatoria; Adinetida; Adinetidae
Source: the annotation of a GenBank genome assembly
AUGAAUGAUACCUUACAAAAUUCAUUAACAAAUCAUUAUUUUUCGACAACACCUGUCGAUAUAUUAGUACAAAAAAUUUUAUUAGGAUGUUUAUUAUUUAUUUUAUCAAUAUUUACUAUAUUUGGUAAUCUUUUAAUUCUUUAUGCUAUACGAACAGAAAAACGUUUAAGAACAGUCUCAAAUUUAUUUAUUCUAAGUUUAGCAUUUGCCGAUUUAGUAGUUGGAAUUUUUGUUAUGCCUUUAAGUGCCGCAAAUAUUAUAGCUGGUCGAUGGCCAUUUUCAACUGUGCUCUGUCAAAUGUGGUUAUCAAUUGAUUAUGUUGCUAGUACUGCUAGCAUAUUUAAUCUUGUUCUUCUCAGUCUUGAUCGUUAUUGGGCUGUUGUUUAUCCAUUACGUUAUCUUCGAAAUCGAUCACGUAAACGAGCAACUAAUUUUAUUAUUAUUGUUUGGUUUAUAUCAUUAUUAUGGGCGCCAGCAGUUAUAUUUUGGUCAUAUUUAAUUCCUGAACAUAGUGAUAUUAUAAAACCAAAUGAAUGUGAUACAUCAUUUCGUUCGAAUAAAUUAUUUAAAACUUUAACUGCACUAGGUAAUUUUUAUCUUCCUCUAUUAACAAUGAUAAUUAUAUCAUGUCGUAUAAUGGUUGCUGUACGUUCACGUUCAACAAUGGAAUUUGGUCGACGUAUAUCAUCAGCAACACAACGACAAAUGAAACAAGAACUUGCAUUUAUGAAUACAUCAUUAAUACGUCAUGAAAAUCCAGUAAGAUGUUCAGAACAAUUAUCAUCGGAUGGAAUAGAUAAACCAACAGGAACAAUGUCAAUUGUUGUUAAUCCAUUGAAUUCAGAAAUAAAAAAUUUCAACAUUCCAUCAUGUGAAUCUAAUGAAAUAUUAAAUCAAAAGAAGAAGAAUAAUGAUGUUGAUGAUGAUGAUGAUGAUAAUGAUAGUCUUGGACAACUUGAAUCGAAUAGAUCUCCUUUAAAUGGUGAAACACGUUUUUGUUUUCCUUCUAUAAAACCUAUUACAAUCUUAUUUCCAUCAUUAUCAUCCGUAAGAGACAAUGUUGGACGUAAAACUGAACAAUUAUCACAAAGAUAUUCUAUUAAUAAGUCAAUGAAAAAUUCUAUAAGUGUUACAAAUGAUAUAAAAUAUCCUGAGAGACAAUCAACUAUAGCAUCAAUUAGUUUAAGUCAUAUACCAAGAGCAUUAUCAUCAUCGAGUCUUUCAGAUGAUUGUCCACAGACAAUAUUCAUUUAUCCAUUGGAACAUGAACUAAUAACAUCAACUGAAAAAACUGCUAUUCGAUUGCGAACACCAUCAUCAUCAUCUUCUCCUCCAGUUCCUGAAGAAAAUCAAACAACAAUUUCUAAUGAUCAGUAUUUAACUGUUCCUUCAACAUUAAUAAAUCAACCGAAUAAAAUGCAUAUUUUAACAUUUUUUGAUUAUAUUAUUAAUCCAAGUCUUUCAAGUUCAUUUCAAAAAGAACUUAAAGCUGCUAGACAGUUGGGAAUGCUCGUUGGUGUAUUUACUAUAACAUGGUUACCUUAUUUCAUAUUAUUUUUAGUCGUAGCAUGGUGUCAUAAUUGUGUAUCAGAUACUAUUUAUACUGCAUCUAUAUGGCUUGGAUAUAUAAAUUCAACCGUUAAUCCUCUUGUAUAUCCAUUAUGUAAUAUACAUUUUCGUCGUGCUUUUAAAAAGAUUUUCUAUUGUCAACAUGCAAAAACUAAACUACCUAAUUUAAAUUCAUUACGUGACUUUCGUACAUCACAUUCUAGACAUCAACGAGAAUAA